ACAACCACUUCCAACUUCAGCAAACAUGUCUAACAUGUCACUUUCUGACUCGGAUCUCUCGUCGCUAUCAUCAGCGCCACCAUCGGAUGAUGAGUCUGCUCCCAUGGCAGUUGAUGAGCCUGUGGGCAUCACCAAGUACUUCAAGAAGGAAUCAGAAUCUCCGCCGCCGAAACGGGCACCUUCACCACCACAUGAAUAUGUUUUAGCAGAUAACCCGGACAUUGCAUUCAUUGUAAUGUUCCGCGCGCGUUUUCAUGAUGUCUUCCCACGAUCGACGCCACAUUACGGACCACAAGACAUUGAGAGAGGCGUUGCAGACUCGCCUCCCGGGGAGCACAUUGAGAGAUUGCUGUGUGCGUUGCUUGGCCUGGUGUUAAACAGGAAGAAGGACGUGGAUCGACUUCAUUACACACGCCCUCUGGAAGAAGCGAUCCAAACCCAUGUGUCCCAGUGGCCCAAGGCUUGGCAGGGAAAGAACCCUCUUCACGGGGGUCGCACUUUCACAGGAAUGGCCCCAGAAGAACGCUUACGAUUACUGAAAUCGCUGAUCCUCUGGUCCCUUUCCUCCUCCGAAGCGAUUCAAGCAAAGAUCAAAGAGUCAUACAAGCAAGCACGACAUGAAGACGACCUGAACCAACCACUUUCCGUUCAACCAUGGGGUCGCGAUGGCUUGAAGCGUCGAUAUUGGCUUGUCGAAGGCUUAGAUGACACCCACUUUAGGUUGUACCGUGAGAGCAACCCAGCGCUCAAGAAUGUCACUUGGUGGAGCGUGGCAGGAACGAUCCCCGAGUUGAAGGCGGUUGCAGACAAACUAGAUGAGGAGAAAAGCACGCAUUCGAAGAAGCUCAGCGAGAAGAUCAAGAAUUCAGUUCCUCGCUUCGAGGGCUCGGAAGAGAAACGUAAACGCAGAGACUAUCGCAUUGCGCGUAAGGCACAAUUUUCUAGGCCCGAGCCUGGAUUUUCUCUGUAUGAAGGCCGUACCCGUGGUAAGAAACUGAAGUACACAUACUCUGAUGAUGAGGAUAUCUUUUCCGAUGGCUUGCCUUCGACUCGACGAUCCACACGCAACACCUCAGGCAUUUCUUCACCCGCAGAACCUGUGGGUCCCAGGUUUACCGCUAGUGGAAGGCAGAUACGUUCGCGCGCAGGAGGAAUGUAUGGGGAAAGUUUGCUCAGUGGCCAGCGUGAUGAGCCAGCUGAUGCAGAAGACUCGGGGAAGCCUCAGAGGACACGGUCUACCCGAGCAAAUGGAUAUACCGGCUACAACGUGGAUGACGAACUGGAUGAAUCUGAUGAGGGACACUCCAGCGGAAAGGAGUGGCAGGGUGGAGAGGAGGAAGAAGAUAACGAUUUCGAAGGUGACGAUGAAGAAGAGUUGAGUGGUGACGAGUCGAUAGUGAACGGAGAAAACCCGAGCCUGGUUGUGCAGCUCAGAUACGGUAAGGGGAAAGUGCCGAGCAGCCCCAAUGGUCCUAGUGACAUGUUAUCAGGGGGUAGCGUGGGGAAUAAACUGGAAAUAGCGAUUGAACCUGCGCCUCCGGAAUAUAUACCAUCAUCAGACGCAACGAAGCCAACCGUUUCUACGAUAGGGGAGGAUGGACCUCAGGGGCAAAAGACUGACCUCCGAAAUGAGGCAAACGGCCAGCCCGAGGGAGGUGCUGAAGCUGCUCGGGUCACUAUGAGCACCGGGUCACAUCCCUGUCAACCGGCGCCUGCUGCUGGUUCAAACGAGGGGGUUCAAAGCAUUUGA
This is a messenger RNA of Aspergillus nomiae NRRL 13137, 1750 nucleotides long. RefSeq lists its product as uncharacterized. NCBI's taxonomy places the organism in Eukaryota, Fungi, Ascomycota, Eurotiomycetes, Eurotiales, Aspergillaceae. The transcript has 5 exons. The record is from RefSeq and is a predicted model, not a curated record. Bases 26 to 1750 code for a protein of 574 amino acids.